GCUUCCCCUGCGUCUUCUUCCACCUCCUCCUCCUCUUCGUCCUCAUCCUUGCCCCGUUCCCUCCCGCGCCUUUCCGACGCCCGCCCCCAGCGCGCGGCUCCUCUCACCUCGUGCCACCGCUGCUACGGCAGCAGCUGCCGCUGCGGGAACAAAGGAGAGAAGCGGCGGCGGUGCCGCCAGCCCCGCGCCCCCUGCCGCCGCGGCCUCUGCUCGCCCCGCAGCAGCCCGCAGUCACCCGCGGCGCCUUCUCCGACACCCGCCGCGGGGUUUCUGACCCCCGUCAGUAACAGCAUCGAGAUGACUCAAGAGACAAACCAGACCCCAGGUCCCAUGCUGUGUAGUACAGGAUGUGGAUUUUAUGGAAAUCCUAGGACAAAUGGAAUGUGUUCUGUUUGCUACAAAGAGCAUCUUCAGCGACAGCAGAAUAGUGACAGAAUCAGUCCAAUGGGAACAGCCAGUGGUUCAAACAGUCCUACCUCAGACUCUGCAUCUGUACAGAGAGCAGACAGUAGCUUAAACAACUGUGAAGGUGCUGCUGGCAGCACAUCUGAAAAAUCAAGAAAUGUGCCUGUCACCGCUUUGCCUGUAACACAGCAAAUGACAGAAAUGAGCAUUUCAAGAGAAGAAAAAGUAACGCCAAAACCAGAGACUGAGCCAGUUGUUACUCAACCAAGCCCAUCAGUUUCCCAGCCUAGUACUUCACAGAGUGAAGAGAGAGCUCCUGAACUGCCCAAACCAAAGAAGAACAGAUGUUUCAUGUGCAGAAAAAAAGUUGGCCUUACAGGAUUUGACUGCCGAUGUGGAAACUUAUUUUGUGGACUUCACCGUUAUUCUGACAAGCAUAACUGCCCUUAUGAUUACAAAGCAGAAGCUGCAGCAAAAAUCAGGAAAGAGAAUCCAGUUGUGGUGGCUGAAAAAAUUCAGAGAAUAUAAACUGUCUGGAUUGUGAAAAGACUGACUGACUUGGACUUGUUUUCUCUUUCAUAUAUCCUAAGAAAACAGGAAAGAGCAGGUGCAUGGCCAUUUUCCUUUGUUCUCCAAAGUUUUACAUUUAGUCUUGUCUGUCUUAACGAUAUUUCAGAAUGUUUGGGUGUUUGUUAGAGGCAGAAUUGGAUAGAUACAGCCCUUGAAAACAUAUGUGCUCUUCCGUGAAUGUAAUUGGAUGAUCAAAAACCUGCAGGAAUACAGAUGCACAGAGGACAGACUCUCUAGUUGACGCAUGCCAAACAGAUGUGUGCUGUCUGUGUUUGCAACAGAUGUGCCUUUUGAGAUGCGUUUGAGCUAUAGAAUUUUUGACUACUGUUAUCACCUGGUUUGGAGAAUAAGUCAGAAAACUUGGCAGUCUACUUCUAUCAUUUAAAGUAUCAUUCUAAUUUUAGUGUCCACACCCCACUGUUUUUUCAGCAGAAUGUAAUCUGGUCUACAGUUCCAGUAAGGUGAGUGUUAGUGCCAUAUCUGGGAAAGUUAUUUGUCAAUUGCAAUGGGAAAGGAAACUGUUUUGAAAGGAUUACAUGAACUUCAGAAUCAUGAAGAUAGGUUCCCAAAGGAAGUGGCUUGCUAGGAACUUACGAAUUGGCCUGCAACAAGAGUUGUCUGCUUUUUCUUGCGUAGCUAAAAAUGUUAUGUAGCACAGUAUUGUAAAAUUGGCUUACAAAAAAGUUACAUACAGUUUUUAGGCAUACCACAUCAGCUCAAUCAAGCAACAUGUCUAAAUUCCUCAAGUGUUAGAGCAGUUAUUAUUCUCAGAAUAAGUUCUAUAUGAUCUUGAGUUCAAAAUAAUAGUUUUAGUUUUAAAUGUAACAGUUGCACCAUUCUGCGUGGAAAAGCAUACCCAACGUGACUGCUGUAGACUUUAGUGGUAGCUGGAACCACUCUUGGAGGACUGUUUUGCCAUUUUUAAUUGUACUUGGGUGUAGGACUAUAGUGUUCUUGGGUGUAUUGCAUGGGCUGCAUUAUCUACAGCAUUGUACAAUAACAACUCUAGAACUAAAGGCAGUAUACUUCACUGGCGCUUGUCUGGUAAUAUCACUUCUGUGUUAUAAUGGAAGGGGGUUUUGUGGUGUACGAAACUUGCGGUUUUUUAUAUAAACAAGUACAGUUUAGACUAGUGUUGUGGUAGUGCCUGUUCUCAUCUGUAAAUAAUUACUAUGUACACAAGGCGCUACUCCUGACCUGAUUUUUGUUGCGAUGUUCAGUCUUAGUUUUCACUUCACUAUUAAAAGCAUCAGGUUUUUUGCUUCUGACUUUGUUCUUCUGAGUUACUAGAUAAGCAGACAUGUACAGAUAGUUCAUAUUUAUGUAUUGCACAUAAUAUGCUACCCAGCAUCUAUGCUAUAUUGUAUUAUGUAAAUAAUAAAAAUAAUGUACAGAAGGAAAUACUUCCUUUUGUCAUAGUUCAUUGAUUUUAGUUAUUGCUUUAAUCAGAAAGGGAUCUUAAAGAGGUAGAAGUACAAAGUUAGCAUAUAAGAUCUUUUAGAUGUCAUUUUUAUGCUUAAACCUGCCUUUGUCAUUGUUUCUUGUUUGGAUAUACCUACUUCUUUUAAGAUAACUUGCGUGAACAACUGAAAUGCAGAUUGCUAUUUGAUGGCCUGAGAAAAAUUCCAACAAACAGCAGUGUGCAUAAAGGGACUGAAGGAAUGCAUUUUCGGUGAACUUGAAAGGCUUUUUCUUUUGUCCGCAAAACUUAUGUCCUGUGGAUCUGUUACAAUCAAGUGUAACUGAGCCAAAACACAGACUACACUAUUCUGUUCACAUCUUCACUGGCAGACCUGGGCAGAGUUACUCCCAGGGUCAGCAUCCAAAUAUAGAUAUUAAAUAUACUUGAUUUAUCCUUUCAAGUGAGAAGGACAGAUUACACAGCAUGUGUUGCCUUGGAGGAAGACAUCUUCACCGCUGGAUAAUGCAUAAUAAUUGCUUAUAUCAGAAAUGGAUAAUGUGCUUCCCACCAGUCAGCCAAUAUUCAUGUGAUCAGUUUCUACUGCAGCCACUGUAUUCUCCAAUAAGGGAACACAGGCAUGAUCUGGGACUUUGUUUUCCAAGAUGAAUGUUAUGUCUUAAUCAUAGAACUGCUUUA
This is a messenger RNA of Colius striatus (speckled mousebird), 3073 nucleotides long. It is a transcript of the gene ZFAND5, whose product is annotated as zinc finger AN1-type containing 5. The record is from RefSeq and is a predicted model, not a curated record. Gene Ontology annotation, molecular function: zinc ion binding; DNA binding. The transcript is spliced from 6 exons. NCBI's taxonomy places the organism in Eukaryota, Metazoa, Chordata, Aves, Coliiformes, Coliidae. The coding region runs from base 298 to 933 and encodes 211 amino acids.